Messenger RNA from Serendipita indica DSM 11827, 3771 nucleotides. The record is from the annotation of a GenBank genome assembly. NCBI's taxonomy places the organism in Eukaryota, Fungi, Basidiomycota, Agaricomycetes, Sebacinales, Serendipitaceae.
AUGGCCGCGGCGACGAGCGGAGAAUGCUUUGGCCUCUACAAGGCGCUCUAUGCGUAUGAAUCCCAGGGUGACGACGAAGUGACGAUGCAAGAGGACCAGCUUGUUCUCUUGCUGGACAAGUCGGACGAUGACUGGUCAAAAGUGCGCCUCAAGCAGCCCUCGCAGCAGGACCUCGAAGGCCCAGAAGGCCUUGUCCCGGCUGCGUACAUUGAAAAGGCAACCCCGCUUGGGACCGUCAAGGCUCAGUAUGAUUAUGAUGCAAGUGCUCCGGGUGAACUAAGUAUUGUCGACGGCGAAACUCUUCAAGUCUUUGAGCGAGACGAGGACUGGAUCUUGGUCGAAUCCCAACUGAAGGGCGGUAAAUGCAAGGUCGGGUAUGUUCCCGCCAACUAUGUGGAAGAUACCGACGGGACGGAAGAGUCGUCCAGUGCUCCUGCUGUACCUUCGGCGUCUGCAAUUGUCAUCCCCGACUCGCCACCACGCCCUUCGUUCAAGACUCCUGAGGAGUUGACACACGACAGGGCUGCUUCUCUGGACAAGACGAAGAAUGACCCCGUCGAGACUUGGCCUCUUUCUAUGAUUGAUAAGAAGGGAAAGAAGAAAAAGGGUACUCUCGGCGUUGGCAACGGCACCCUCUUCUUUGCGAGCGAGAGCGACAAAACACCCGUUCAGCAAUGGAAAGCCUCCGACGUCAAUGAUGUCUCAUUGGAUCACAAAGCUAAACAAAUCGACGUCGAACUCUCUUCUGGAGAGUCUCUAAAGUUUAUCUGCAAAGACUCUGCGGAUGCUGUCUACAAAAAGAUUGAAAGCAGCCGCUCUCUCGCCAAUGGCUUGUCAGCCAGCCAUAUGGAUAACGAACGUAUGUCGAUUGACAGUCGUGUCAUCACGAGCCCCUAUGCACCAAGGGCAGUGGAUGCCGUGUCUGCUCCCAAAUCUGUUCACUUUGCACCAAGCACCUCGGAAAUUCCGCCCAGACCGGACACACCAUCUGACGAAGGUCCCGAGGUCAACGGAAAUGCCGACCCCGACGCUGACGCAGAAGGAGAGACUGCUGUCGCAUUGUACGACUUUACAGGUGAUGCGAGUGAUGAACUCUCGAUCAAGGAAGGGGAGACAUUGGUCGUUCUCGAUAGAACAAAUGACGACUGGUGGAAGUGUCGUAACCACACUGGACAAGAGGGUGUCGUCCCAGCUCAAUACGUCGACCUCGAGAUUGCGGAGCAGCCACAGGAGACACCCACUCAGGCGCCACAUGCGGUUGCUGCUGCGAGUGCCGCUGCGGCAGCCGCCGCGCGAGUCAAGCCUCCUUCACCCGAGUCAAGCGACCAUGAAGAUUCGGAAGAUGAGCGCGUGAGAGAACGCGAACGUGAGGAAAAGGAGCGCAAAGAGCAAGAACGUCGCGAGCGAGAGGAACGGCGAAAGCAACAGGAACGAGAGGCCCAGUUGGCUGCCGAGCGUGAAGCGAAAGAGGCGGAGCGGGUACGAAUUGCUGAGGAGCGGAAGCGAGCACAGGAGAAGAAGGAUCGUGCUGCUAAACAGGCAAGGUUACAGAAGCAAGAAAAGGAGGCACAGAGAAACAAGAGCAACAGCAAACGGUCUAUGGAUUCGAGCGAUGCUGCAUCAAUAGAUGAUGAUGAUCCAGCAGCGCAGGCACGGCGUUUGGCCUUGCAGAAGCAAAUUGAAAAGGACAUGGAACGACAAGGCCAAGGGCGGGCUACCAAUCCGUUGACACCUCGCCAUGGACCCCCACCUACUGGCAAGACGCGUGUCUGGCAUGAUCGUACUGGCCAGUUCCGUGUCGAGGCCGAAUUCAAGGGCUACGAGAAUGGCAAGAUUAGACUUCACAAGCUUAAUGGAGUCACGAUCGAAGUUCCAUCGUCGAAGAUGUCUGAAGAGGAUAUGCGCUAUAUUGCAAGAAUAACUGGAAAGGAUACGGGUGCCCACGUAUCCAAGUCGUCGUCACAGGACCCGGACAACGUCCCACUUGCCACGCUGGCUCGCCAACAGGCCUCUGCCCCUGCAACUCCGUCGGCCCCGAGAUCUUCGACUUCAAAGCCGCCUGGCUCCUCUAGCAAUGUCGACUGGUUCAAAUUCUUCCUGGAAGCUGGUUGUGAUAUGGACGAUUGCACGCGCUAUGCGCAGGCAUUCGAACGUGACAAGAUUGACGAGACAAUUCUGCCAGACAUGAAGAGCGAGACACUGCGUGCACUUGGAUUCCGCGAGGGCGACAUUAUUCGCGUCGUCAAGGCUAUCGAGAAGAAGACUUGGAAGUCUGCGAUCGACGCUAACAAUCCUCGCAUUCGAGCACAGAUUGAAGCCGACGAGAGGUAUGCCCAGGAGGUACAACAGGCUAUCCUCAUGGGCAAGACACCACCACCUCCCCCCGGCCCAAUCCCAUCUCGUGCCCCUGUCAAUCCAGCUCCUCACAUUUUCUCGGAGAAGAACGGUGUGCUGAAGAACAAUACGCGACGUGGAAGGCCGACUCCUUCCAAUUCUCGUACGAUGGCGCUCUCUGUCGACGAAGAGGCGCUAGCUUCAGCCUCGUCGCAGUUGGGUUCUCCGCUUACACCGACUACUGCCAACCGCACUCCCUCGCCAAAUCUCAUUGAUGCUGGAGCAACAAGCACCACUGCCGCUGCUGCCUCGACAUCCAAUGCAAAGGCCGGAUUUGAAGACAACGCAUGGGAGAUCAGACCAAGUUCGGCGAAGCCCACAUCGCCGAGUGUUGCAAUCACCCCUCCUAUUGCGUCGGCAUCGGCUCCUCCUGCACCAGCUCCCCCAGCACCUCCAGCGCCCGUACAGCCCGCAGCGCCAGCAGCGACUUCGGCACAACUAGCACCUCCGGCCUCUCAAUCUGCCGGCGUCCCCAACAAGAAGAUUGAGAAGCUGAGACAACCGAGGCCACCCUCUGCCCCGGUCACUGGGCUGCAAGCCCCCGCUCCACCACCCGCUCCAUCGCCUUCGCUGACAUCGGUACCUCCUGUGCCAUCUCUUGCGACAUUGCAAGCUCAGCCAACUGGCUUCUUAGCUGGGGGUGCACUUAAUCCCAACGGUGUGAGAGGGCCAUUUGCUCCAGUGCCGGGAAAUGAAGGUGUACUCCUGAAGCCACUAAUCCCAACAAAUACGGGAAUGAUUGGCUUUGUCCCCACGCGGCCUGCGAGCAGCCCGAUUCCACCCCGGCCCAUGCUCGCACAGGCGACUGGAUUCCAACCACAGCCAACAGGCAUUCAGGCCAUCAAUCCGUUCCAGCCGCAGCCAACUGGAUUCCAACCACAGCCAACAGGAUUCCAGCCACAGGCGACAGCCUUCCAACCACAAAUGACGGGUUUCCAGCCCCAGCCCAGUCUCUUCGCUCAGCCAACGGGUAUAGCUGGCGGAUUGUCUCCAUUGAUGACACAGCAGAGUGGUAUACCUCUAGGAAUGAGGACUACGCCGUCCCCGAUUCCGCCGGUACCAGCCAUUCCUUCACAGUUCAGCCCUGCUGCACCGUCGUUGUUUAACCAGCCGUCAUUCAACCAAACCCCAAUUACGACGCAACCAUUGAGCUCUCUGAACUUGGGCCCACCAUCCGCCUCGCCUCCCCCAGCAAACCACACUCCAGCAAACGUAUUUGCCUCAAUGAAGUCUGGCACUUUUGGUGGCAGCGAACAUGCUGCUCCUGCAGCUCCCAAUUACGACGCCAUGCGAGCAAACCCAGGAAUGAGUCCUAUGGCACCUCAACCAACAGGCUGGAUUCCAGGAAUGCAACAGCCAAACUUUCAAUAUCGAUGA